This is a messenger RNA of Metopolophium dirhodum (rose-grain aphid), 1114 nucleotides long. RefSeq lists its product as uncharacterized. NCBI's taxonomy places the organism in Eukaryota, Metazoa, Arthropoda, Insecta, Hemiptera, Aphididae. The coding region runs from base 1 to 1029 and encodes 342 amino acids. The transcript has 9 exons. The record is from RefSeq and is a predicted model, not a curated record.
AUGGCCCAAGCACUCGAAAAGAAUGCAAGAGACUUUGGCAUACGGAGACAAGUAUACAGGACUGACAAUGCACUGCAUACUAUGUUUCGUAUGUCAAAAGCUCUUGCACUUUUGCCGGCAAACAUGAUAAUUGAAGGCUUCGAAGUGGUAGUCAACGAGGCAAGGCUUUCUCCAAAUACUGAGGUUGCAGAAAGAUACAUUACAUAUUUUAGAAAUCAGUGGAUGGAACGGGUUGGACCGGAAACCUUUUGUGUACAUGGCAUGCCAAGGAGAACUAACAACGACCAGGAGAUAUUUCACCGCCAUUUAAACACUAUCAUGAAUAGUCCACGUCCUGGUAUUUGGCAUUUUACCAAAUAUGGCACAAGAUAUGAAAGGAUGCAAAGCAGACCAGCUCUAAGAGCCCGGCGUCGAGCUUAUGUUCAAAUCGAUAAAAAAAUCAGCGAAGCCACUGAACGGUUGGCCCAGGGCAGGAUUUCUGUUAAAGAAUUUCUCCUCUACACUGGGCAUUUGGCUUAUGAUGCAGAACGAAGGCGUGGAGUGGGGAACGUAGGAAUUGUUCCACCCCAAAUCGUGGAAACUAUUGAAGAACAAAUUCCUACUGUAAAUGUGGAAGACAACGUUGUUGGAGGUUUUGAUAGACAAAAUGAAUUAAGAGAAUUGAUUUUACAACAACAAAAUCGCAUAAGGGAGAUGGCAGAAGAACAGGAUAAUGCAUUAAAUAUUUUUAACGAUGAACCUGAUUUUGUAUUAGCAGAGGAUGAUGAUCCGGUGUUCAUUGCUAUGGCGGAAAUUGAGGAACAGAGGAGGGCUCAAGACAGGGAAAACAUCCCUCAUGUUCCUCUCGAUAUCAAUGGAGUUGAACCAAGACCCGCCGAUUGCUGCGUUAUUUGUUUAAGCAAUGUCAACAGCCACGCAUGCAUUCCUUGUGGACACAAAUGCUUGUGUAGAGAUUGCUUGGGCAAUUUAAUCCACAACCGUUGCCCUAUUUGUAACAUCGAAACCACAUUAAUCGUACAAAUAUUUUAAAGUAUUGAUUUUUCCAGGUUCAGAGAAUUCCAUGAUGAUUAAAUAGAUUUGUUUUUCAUUAAUUUUAUUUUUUGUCAUUAUUUUU